Populus euphratica (Euphrates poplar) is the source of this 3845-nucleotide messenger RNA. RefSeq names its product G-type lectin S-receptor-like serine/threonine-protein kinase At4g27290. The record is from RefSeq and is a predicted model, not a curated record. Gene Ontology annotation, cellular component: plasma membrane. The transcript is spliced from 12 exons. Gene Ontology annotation, molecular function: protein serine/threonine kinase activity; ATP binding. Bases 130 to 3672 code for a protein of 1180 amino acids. Lineage: Eukaryota; Viridiplantae; Streptophyta; Magnoliopsida; Malpighiales; Salicaceae. Gene Ontology annotation, biological process: recognition of pollen; protein phosphorylation.
CAAACAAAUAAAUGAAGUCACUUCUUCACUGUGAUUAUAUGCGUGAUUAUAUGCAUAUAGAGUUAAAAAUCUUUUCUCUGAAAUAGUUGAUCUGCCAAGGCCUAAUGAAUCCCCAACUAUUUAGCAAACAUGAAAACCAGCCACCUGCAGAAUUACGAAGAUGAAGAUCAGAGGAAAGAAGACAUGGAGUUGCCAAAAUUUGAUCUUAGCACACUAGCAAAUGCCACCGAUAACUUUUCAAGCCGGAAUAAGCUGGGAGAAGGUGGUUUUGGAUCUGUGUACAAGGGAACGUUGAUAGAAGGGCAAGAAUUAGCAGUGAAGAGGCUCUUAAAGAAUUCAGGACAAGUACUUACAGAGUUCAAAAAUGAAGUCAUAUUGAUUGCUAAACUCCAGCAUCGCAAUCUUGUAAAGCUUUUUGGUUACUGUAUUGAGGGAGAUGAAAGAACAUUAAUUUAUGAAUACAUGCCGAAUAAAAGGCUGGACUACAUUUUCGAUAGAAAAACUAGAAAUUCAUCAGAUUGGCGCAUUUGGAUCAAUAUUGUAGGCGGAAUUGCUAGAGGGCUUCUUUAUCUUCAUCAAGACUCUAGGUUGAGUAUUAUCCAUAGGUGUCUCAAGGCCAGCAAUGUGCUACUAGAUAAUGGUAUGAACCCGAAAAUUUCAGAUUUUGGUAUGGCCAGAACAUUUGGUGGAGAUCAAACAGAGGCCAACACAAACAAAAUUGUGGGAACAUAUGGCUAUAUGUCUCCUGAAUACGCAGUUGAUGGGCUCUUCUCAGUUAAAUCAGACGUCUUCAGCUUCGGUGUUUUAGUACUUGAGAUAGUCAGUGGAAAGAAAAACAGAGGUUUUAACCAUCCUGAUCAUCACCACAACCUCCUUGGACAUGCAUGGAGAGUAUGGAAUGAAGGGAGACCUCUGGAGCUAAUCAAUGAACCAGAACAAGAUUCUUGUACUUUAUCUGAAAUUUUAAGAUGCAUUCAUGUGGGUCUUUUAUGUGUUCAGAAACGACCUGAAGAUAGGCCAAACAUGUCAUCUGUGAUUGUAAUGUUGAGCAGUGGGAUUUCGUUGCCUCAACCAAAGCAACCAGGUUUUUUCACAGAAAGGAAUCUACCUGAAGGAGAGUCUUCAUCAAGCAACCAAAAAUCAUUUUGCACAAAUGAAAUCACUGUUUCAUUUCUGGGACCACGUCUGGGAAAAUCUAUGGAAAGAUUUAAAGUUGUCUUUGUUUUCAUCUUUCUUUUGAUUUCCCCUGUAAGAAUCUCUGCCAUAUCGGCGACUCUUACCCCUGGUCAGUCGAUAAGAGAUGGAGAAACUUUGGUUUCAGCUGAGGGAAAUUUUGAACUGGGAUUUUUUAGCCCAGGUAGUUCAAAAAAUAGAUACCUGGGGAUAUGGUACAAAAAAACAUCCCCUGGAACUUCUGUAUGGGUGGCCAACAGAGAAAAACCAAUCGUGGAUCGGCUAGGAGUGUUAAAUGUAACUGCUCAAGGAGUUCUCGUGCUGUUCAAUAGUACUAAUUAUGCUGUUUGGUCAUCUAAUGUCUCAAGAACUGCCCUGAACCCUGUUGUACAGCUCUUGGAUUCGGGAAAUCUUGCUGUAAAAGAUGGGAAUGACAACAAUCCGGAUAACUUUUUGUGGCAGAGUUUUGAUUAUCCGAGUGAAACCUUACUUCCAGGGAUGAAGUGGGGAAAAAAUUUGGUGACUGGUCUUGAUAGGUAUAUAUCACCUUGGAAGAGUUCAGAUGAUCCUGCUCGAGGUGAUUUUGCAUUUCGGUUGGAUCCUCGUGGAUAUAACCAAAUGCUGCUUACGAGGGGGCUUACAAUUCUGUUUAGAACCGGUACAUGGAAUGGUUUCCGUUGGGGGGGAGUCCCUGACACGGUAUCGAAUACUGUGUACACAGAACAAUUUGUUUCAACUCCCAAUGAGUCCUAUUACAGGUUUGAUCUUCUAAACAGUUCAAUUCCAUCAAGGUUGGUGAUAAGUCCAGCAGGCAUACCACAGCGCCUCACAUGGAUACCUCAAACGAAUCUUUGGGCACCUUACUCUGUAGUGCAGAUCGAUCAGUGUGACACUUAUAGCUUGUGUGGUGUUAAUGGUAUCUGCAGCAUCAAUGACCAAGCUGUUUGUUCAUGCUUGGAAAGUUUCGUACCCAAGACUCCUGACAGAUGGAACAGUCAAGAUUGGUCUGGUGGCUGUGUUAGACGAACUCAAUUAGGUUGUAAUAAUGGAGAUGGAUUUCUGAAGCACACUGGUGUCAAAUUGCCAGACAUGUCUGAUUCCUGGGUGAAUACUAGCAUGAGCCUAAAUGAAUGUGCGAAUAUGUGCCUUUCAAACUGUUCGUGUGUGGCCUACUCAAAUUCAGAUAUUAGAGGAGGAGGAAGUGGCUGCUACCUUUGGUUCAGUGAGCUCAAGGACACUAAACAACUACCGCAGGGUGGGGAAGAUCUCUACAUACGAAUGGCUGCUUCAGAACUACGUAGUUAUGAAAAGAAAAGAAGUUCGAGCAGGAGGAAGCUUAGGAGAAUCAUUGUUGGCAUAUUAAUUCCUUCUGUGGUCGUGUUUCUACUAGGAUUGAUCCUGUACAUGAGGAGAAAGAAUACUAGAAGACAAGCCUUCACCCCAAGCAUCCGCAUUGAGAAUUACAAGGAUGAAAGCGAUAGGAAGGAUGGCAUGGAGUUACCGGCAUUCGAUUUUACCACUAUAGAAUACGCCACAGAUUACUUUUCAUUCAAUAACAAACUGGGAGAAGGUGGUUUUGGAUCUGUAUACAAGGGAACAUUGAGUGAUGGACAAGAAAUAGCGGUGAAAAGGCUUUCAAAGGAUUCUGGACAAGGACUAACAGAGUUCAAAAAUGAAGUUAUAUUGAUAGCAAAACUUCAGCACCGCAACCUUGUCAAGCUUCUUGGUUGUUGCAUUGAAGGAAAUGAAAGAAUGUUGAUCUAUGAGUACAUGCCUAAUAAAAGCUUGGACAACUUUAUAUUCGAUCAAACAAAUACAAACAUACUUGAUUGGCAAACACGCCUCAACAUAAUUGGCGGCAUUGCCAGAGGGCUUCUUUAUCUUCACCAAGACUCUAGAUUGAGGAUUAUACAUAGGGAUCUCAAGGCCAGCAAUGUGCUUCUAGAUGAUUCUAUGAACCCAAAAAUAUCAGACUUCGGCAUGGCCAGAACAUUCGGGGGAGAUCAAAUAGAGGCAAAUACUAGUAGGAUUGUUGGAACAUAUGGCUAUAUGUCUCCCGAGUAUGCGGUCGAUGGGCUCUUCUCAAUCAAAUCUGAUGUCUUUAGCUUUGGCGUUUUAGUACUUGAGAUAGUGAGUGCGAAGAAAAACAGAGGAUUUUUCCACCCUGAUCACAGCCAUAACCUUCUUGGACAUGCAUGGAAACUUUGGAAUGAAGGCAGGCCACUGGAGCUCAUGAAUAAAAAGAUUGAUGACUCUUCCUCUUUGUCUGAAGUUAUAAGAUGCAUUCAGGUCGGUCUUCUAUGCGUGCAACAACGACCUGAAGACAGGCCAAGCAUGUCAACUGUGGUUGUAAUGUUGAGCAGUGAGAUCUCAUUGCCCCAGCCAAAACAGCCUGGUUUUUACACAGAGAGAAGUUUCUCUGAACAAGAAACCUCAUCAAGUAGUAUAAGAUCAGCUUUUAGGAAUAACAUCAGCUUUACAGUGUUUGAACCGCGGUAGAACAUCCACUUGACAAAAGAAGGGUGUCGGAUAAGAACACAUCCUUUCCUGUAAUGAUCUUUACCAAAAUACUGAAUGUAUCUAAUUUCUCUUUUCCAUCAGUAAAUUUUGAGGUUUUUCUCAUCAUCUUCCUGAAACAUUUUAAUUGUUAUGAUCAAACAACUCGUUCUAUU